This is a messenger RNA of Cynoglossus semilaevis (tongue sole), 3952 nucleotides long. RefSeq names its product chloride channel protein 1-like. The transcript is spliced from 24 exons. Bases 156 to 3221 code for a protein of 1021 amino acids. Gene Ontology annotation, cellular component: plasma membrane. Gene Ontology annotation, molecular function: voltage-gated chloride channel activity. NCBI's taxonomy places the organism in Eukaryota, Metazoa, Chordata, Actinopteri, Pleuronectiformes, Cynoglossidae. Gene Ontology annotation, biological process: chloride transport; transmembrane transport. The record is from RefSeq and is a predicted model, not a curated record.
GUGUGUGUGCGUGCGUGAGAGACUGGUCCUGCCCGGUGUGUCCAGCAGCUUCGUCCUAGUGAAGCUGAAACCUGACAGUGAGUGUGUGGGUCUAUUUUUGGGUCAGUGACUGUGUCAGUGACUGUGUCAGUGACUGUGUCAGUGACUGUGUGUCAAUGGCUGCAGAUGCAUCAGAACGGAAAGCUCUGAGAUACAAGCAGACCCUGCUCUAUGGCGAGUACCAGGAACAGCAGGGAGGCUCGGGUCGACGUGAGGCCACCCGUCUGCUGACAGAGAGACAGAUCAAGAAGCACCAUCCUCGCUGUCACGCCCGAAACCGCCACGGACACGGCCGCCGUGGACAAAAUGGAUACCAGGCUCGCCACGGACCGCGGCCCGGUUCCCAGGGUCGGCAGAGGAACAGGCGUCCGUCCUACGUGGACAUGGAGGACAACAAGGAGCAAACCACAGAGACGGACUUUAACUCCGUCAGGAAGAAACCUCAGUCGUCCUCCAGGUGUAGAUACUGUGUGGUCAGAGUGCAGCGGUUCCUGGUCAACAGGUUGGGUGAAGACUGGAUCUUCCUGGUUCUGCUGGGCGUCACCAUGGCCCUGGUCAGCUGGACCAUGGACUACACCAGCGCCAAGAGUCUUCAGGCCGAUAAGUGGAUCCACGGGGAGCUGAGGGGGAACCUGGCCCUGCAGUACCUGGCCUGGGUUUCCUAUCCUCUGAUCUUCAUCCUCUUCUCCUCCCUCUUUUGUCACCUGGUUUCUCCUCAAGCCAUUGGCUCGGGGAUCCCAGAGUUGAAGACCAUCCUCCGAGGUGUUGUGCUGAAGGAGUAUCUGACUCUCAAGGCGUUUGUUGCCAAAGUCAUUGGUCUGACGGCGGCGCUGGGCAGCGGCAUGCCUGUGGGCAAAGAGGGUCCGUUUGUCCACAUCGCCAGUAUCUGUGCUGCUGUUCUCAGCAGGUUCAUGUCCUUCUUCUCAGGAGUUUAUCAGAAUCCAUACUGUUACACAGACAUCCUAACAGUAGGCUGCGCUGUUGGGGUGGGCUGCUGCUUUGGGACACCACUGGGAGGUGUCCUCUUCAGCAUCGAGGUCACGUCCACCUACUUCGCAGUGAGAAACUACUGGAGAGGAUACUUCGCAGCUACGUUCAGUGCCUUCAUCUUCAGAGUCUUGUCAGUGUUCAACAAAGACGCAGUCACCAUCACUGCUCUGUUCAGGACAAACUUUCGUAUGGACUUCCCCUUCGACCUCCAGGAGCUGCCGGCGUUCGCCAUCAUCGGGAUUUCGUGUGGAUUUCUUGGAGCGUUCUUUGUUUAUCUCAACAGACACGUGGUUCUGUUCAUGAGACACCAGAACUCCAUGACCCGCUUCUUGACCAAACAUCGUCUCCUGUUUCCUGCUGCGGUGACCCUGGUCAUCGCCUCCUUGACCUUUCCUCCAGGGUUUGGACAGUUCAUGGCAGGAGAGCUCAUGCCCAGAGAGUGCAUCAACUCCUUGUUUGACAACUUCACCUGGACCAAGAUCUCAGCUUCUUCUCCACCUGUGGGUCUGGGUCGCUCCUCAGCCUGGCUCCACCCUGACACCAGCGUCUUCAUCAUCCUGCUGCUCUUCUUCAUCAUGAAGUUCUGGAUGUCAGCCGUAGCCACCACCAUGCCUGUUCCCUCUGGAGCCUUCAUGCCUGUCUUCAUCCUCGGGGCAGCGUUUGGGCGUCUGGUGGGUGAGAUCAUGGCCACGCUGUUCCCUCACGGCAUUGUGUUUGAUGGUAUCUUGUACCGCAUCAUUCCUGGAGGCUACGCUGUCAUUGGAGCGGCAGCAUUGACUGGUGCAGUGACUCACACAGUCUCCACGGCAGUGAUCUGCUUUGAGCUGACUGGUCAGAUCUCCCACAUCCUGCCUAUGAUGGUGGCCGUCAUCCUGGCCAACAUGGUGGCUCAGGGUCUUCAGCCGUCCCUCUAUGACUCCAUCAUCCAGGUCAAGAAGCUUCCGUACCUGCCGGAGCUGGGCUUCGGACACAUGAGCCAGUACAACAUCUUUGUUGGUGACAUCAUGGUGAGGAAGGUGAGCUUUAUAUCGUCUCAGUCCACCUACGGAGAAGUCAAGCUGCUGUUGGACUCUUCCUCACUCAAGACCAUCCCCGUGGUGGACUCCAGAGAGUCUAUGAUCCUGCUGGGCAGCGUCGACAGGGUGGAGCUGCUGGCUCUCUGUGAUUGGUGGUUGUCCCCAGAGCGGAGGCUCCUCAUGCAGGAGCAGAACCAGAACCAGAACCAGAACCACAGCAGAGGAGGAUUUGCCUUCGUGGAUGAGGGAGAGGUGGAGGGGGAGGAGGAGGAGGAAGAGGAGGAAACGGUGAAGGAGGAGAGGAAUGGACCUCUGCAUGUCCCUAAAGCCCAGGAGACAUUGUCCAUGUCCACACGUCCCCAUCCUGAUAAAAGUCCACUGCAGUCUGUGAGAAGGACAAUCAGGAACCUGUUGACUUCAGUCCACAGACCACCGGACGGACACACACAGGAGCAGGUUCCUCCUCCUCUGUUAGACACCAUGACUCCAGAAGAGAUCAAAGCCUGGGAAGAGGUAGAGACGGACAAAGCCAUGGAGAUCGAUGAGAUACGCAUUGACCCUUCACCUUUCCAGCUGGUGGAGAGAACGUCUUUACACAAGACCCACACUCUCUUCUCACUGCUGGGACUCAGUCAUGCAUACGUGACCAGUAUUGGAAAACUGGUGGGUGUGGUGGCGCUGAAGGAGCUCCAGAAAGCGAUUGAAGGCUCCACACGCUCGGGCGUCCGGCUACGCCCCCCUCUGGCCAGUUUCCGUGACAGCAGCAAACACAAGUCUGUUUCCAAACCUCCUUCUUCUCCCACCGCUCCUCCCUCUCCUGCGUCAGCUUCUGCUGUUCUUCAGCCUCUUCCUCCCACAUUUCCCCCCUCCUCUUCACCUCCUCAACACCCUCCUGAUGAGAAUGAGACGGAGGUGUGGAUGGAGGAGGUGGCCACUGAGGUGGAGCAGAGGAGCAACAGUGACAGUGUUUGCAGUGACUCAAACUGUGGAAGCUGCAGUUGUAACAGUAACUUCACCCUCCCUCCUUCCUCCACACCUCCUCCAGUGCCCUCUUCCUGCACUCCUCCUCCUUCUCCUUCUUGCUCCUCUAUUCCUCUGUCCACCCUCAGACUUGUUCAGGGACUCCUGCAGGAGGAGGAGGAGGAGGAGGACAGUGAGGAUGAGCCCAUGGUUUAGUUUACUAUCAAUGGUUUGGUCUCCGUUGUUCUUGUUCUAGAAGGUUCUUGUGGUUCGUGUCUCUUUGGACUCCUUCACCUCCUCCUGCUAUCAGACAUCUUCACCUCCUCCUCCUCCUUCACCUCCUCCUCCAUGCAGAUGUUCUUAAACGUCUCACUGUGGAGACGGAUGGUAGCAGCAGUUAACUAAGUUAGCUUCAGCCUAACUAACCCAGCGGUGCUGCAGUCUGCCCAAGUUCUCACCAUCUUCUCCAGAACCAUGUUGGUGACUCAGGACCUUCUUCACCUUCUCUCCCCUGACGCUCCUUCAUCUGCUCCUCCAUCUGCUCCUCUGGACUCAGGUUCUCAGGUCUUUCCAGAAGUCUUUAAAGCAACAGAAGUCUUUUUGUUCUGCUUGAGUUCAGUCAACUGUGAGUUUCUUCUGUUUCUGCUCGUUUCUGUUCCUCAGACCAGUCUCUACAAACUGUGACGAAUGAAGCCAAAUAAAAAUGAAAAGAUCCUCACUUUGGUUUUUAAUUCUAACCCAGGGAAGAAUCCUUAUGAGACAGAAGCGUUGAUAGAGGCAGGAGCAGGAGGAGAGCAGGAGGAGAGCUGUGUUCAAGUAGCUCCCACGGAGCUCCUGGAGCUGACCAUGACCUUCAUGUCGGUGCUCCUCUGUAGGUUGUAGUCUGUCAAACAGUAAUGAGGAGCUUGAUCCUUGGACAGUGAAUGCCUCACUGGAUUGACUUGGCU